GCAAAAGUCAUUGAUCGUCAACAUGUCGGAAAAAUUGGUACCAUUGUUGGGAGAGGAUCAGAAGGGAACUCCGCCAACAUAUGAAGCUGCAGCAGCACAGCAUGGAGCUCUGCCAACGAGAAAUGGUCCCCCGCCAUCCGGUGCCAAGCCUCUGCCUCGCGGCCCAUUUCCCCUGGAUAUUCCAGUUCUCAAUCAAUUGAAAGGAAAAAGAGUUAUUCUUGCAUCGGCGAGUCCGCGGAGGAAACAAUUAUUAGCUACUAUUGGCCUCGUAAACCUCGAAAUCCUUCCUUCCACUAAACCCGAAAACCUCUCAAAAGCAGACCUUGGCCCAUUCGAAUACGUCCUCCAAACCGCCGUACAAAAAUGUCUCGAUGUAUAUACUGUUGCGUUAGAGAAUUCCCUGGCCUCGAUACCAGACCCCUCCCUCGUUAUUUCGGCCGAUACGGUCAUCGUUACCAAUAGCGGGCAUAUCCUCGAGAAGCCACGGAGUGAGAAAGAUCAUAUCAGUAUGUUGAAGAUGUUGAGAGAUCAGAAAGUACAUAAGUGUUAUACGGCUGUUACGGCAUUGGCGCCGAGAGAAGAUGCGAGGGCUCCGGGGUAUAAUAUUGAGACGGCGGUGGAGGAGACGAGGGUUAUAUUUGCUGCUGAAGUUAGUGAUGAGUUGAUUGAGGCUUAUGUUAAGACUAGAGAGGGCGUUGAUAAAGCUGGAGGAUACGGAAUUCAAGGGAUGGGGAAUCUGCUGGUUGAGAGGAUUGAGGGGAGCUUUGAUAAUGUGGUUGGAUUGCCGGUGAGAGCAACGUUAGCGUUGAUUGAAAAGGUUGUUUUUAAUCAGGGCGAUGAUGCUGGUGAUGAGGACGAGGAAGAGGAUGAGUAGAUCAAGUAGGAAACGAGGUCUCAAUAUAGCAGGAGCUUCUGGGUUUUAAGAAUGGGAUCACUGAUGCAAUUGGCAUCCAAAAGCUCUCUGGGCCAAAAUUAUGCCUGGAACGACAUGCCGGUGGCAAUACUUUAGGCGAGAGGAGGCCGAAUUAAACUUUGAUACCGAUAGAAAUAAGAAAUGGAACGGUAUACAUACAAACAGGCCCAGACUUCAGAUUACAGUCUG
This is a messenger RNA of Mollisia scopiformis, 1102 nucleotides long. RefSeq names its product acetylserotonin methytransferase-like protein-like protein. NCBI's taxonomy places the organism in Eukaryota, Fungi, Ascomycota, Leotiomycetes, Helotiales, Mollisiaceae. The record is from RefSeq and is a predicted model, not a curated record. The coding region runs from base 23 to 874 and encodes 283 amino acids. The transcript is spliced from 2 exons. Gene Ontology annotation, molecular function: nucleoside triphosphate diphosphatase activity.